CAAUAGCGGCGCUUGCGUCUGUAAAAUCACGAAAAGAGCGCCACCGACAAAAGUCCUAGGAGUUUGGAAAAUUCGUCCAUUGAGCAUCAUGGUGGGGAAGAAAAUGGUGGGAGGAGUCAGCAAGGCAGCGCUGUACAAGCGCAAUCAGCGCAGUGCGAGCAAUGCAUCGAAUAAAAAAGGGAAAAACAAUAAGAGUAUGAAAGGCAAAGGCACCACGCGGUCAGGAAGUGCAAAGCCAACCCAGAAACCGCCCAUGAAGAUGAUGAUCUCCGCGACCUGCUCGUCUGCAUAUGCAUUGCAAAUAUGCCGGGGUCUGGAAGAACGCGAGGUUUGUCAUGCUAGUCUGGCAUUAGACUGAGCUUUGUAUUGCGCGACCACGAACGCCUCCUCUUGUACUUGUUGGUCAUGCAAAACCUAAAACACUGUAUCUCAUUCUCAUGCGCAAUUGAUGACAACAUGACGCGAGAGAAAAGCACAAAAAAAGUAAUCUGUCAUGUUCUUUGGCGCUGCGUUGCAGUGUGUUUACUAUUCGCCGACAUGCAUCACAACUUUCCAGACCAAGACAUGUUUGCGCUUGAUACUGCACCGCAGAUUACCACAGCGAUGAAAGCUGCGGGUAAAUCUCUCGCCGCAGCGGCCAGUACUGCCAUGAAGACCCCUGGGAAAGGAGCGCAGGUGAUGAAAAAGAUGAGUACCUCCGCCACUGCCACUGAGGAUGACACCGCUUCGCCGGUGGAGGAGCAGGAACUGCUGCAGGAAAAGGACGAGCCGGGGGCACAAGACCAGGACGAGGGUACUUCGAUUUUACUAGUUCUUUCAGAUUCACUCCGUGUUCUUGUUCAACUGUGUCUGCAUGAAGUUGAAGUGUGCAUCACCUACCACUUUUUAGACUUGCAGAUAAAGAUUCACACUUUUUAUUUCCAACGGAAUGCAAAUCGACAACAGGGAUGCAGUGCGUGUGGUGGAAGCUCAUCAUCCUGGCCGUGUGCAUGCUCGUCACAGGAUAUCAAGAUGAAUAUUUUUCAGCACCAAGGGAUAACUACUACCUUUCCAAGGAAAUGAAGUUGCAACCCUAUGUGCAAAAAAUUUUAUUCCGUGGAGAUGGAGAGAGCCUGCUGCUUCGCCAGGCUUUCUUCUAGUCGCAUAGCUAAGCUGCUAUUCUAGCAUCCUUUUCUAUGUUCUCUUCGCAAGACUUUGUUAUUGCAGACGACUGGACUUUCUCAGGGGCCCACCUUUUGUGCAUUGCUGUUUGUGACGAAUGAAUCCCUCUGCGAAAGUUUUGAUCUUGAUAUCACUGUGAUCGGAACCAUGGUGGUAAUGUGUAGUCUGCAUCCGGAAGCGCCAACUCUGGGGGGAGGGAAGAACGCCAACUCUGGAGAUGCCCCUCCGUAUGCUGCGCCGAAAACGUUUCCCUACUCUCGCUUUUCACACACAAAAGAGAAAAUGCCUGCUGAUGUGCCAUUUUUCCGAAACUCGAAGCAAGGGCACGAAUAAAGAUAAAGUCAUGGUGGCUGUUUUAACGGAUGAAAGCUUUCUGUCAUGGUACGUAUUUUCGAUAAAGUCAAUGUAAAUUUUUGUACGUGCAACCUGAAAUCAUACGACCGAAUGCGCAAGGCAGACGAGAAAGCGUUUUAUUUGCCUUGAUACGGAGACGGAGAACUCGAGGGGUUCGCCUGCCGCCUCUGGUGCCGACUAUGGAUUGCAAAUACGUCUGGGUCUGGAAACUUGUAAUUAUGCAUAGGCGUGAAUAGUGAAUGCCGAUGCUCUGCAAUGCACAGCCAAGCAUGGGAAAUAUUUGCGCGGGUUAGUAUUGACCUUUUUGCAUCACAGAAGGCGACUUUGCAUGACAAGAGAAAGGGUUUCUUCUUCAAAACGCAUCGCGAACUCUUCACUCAUGCCAGACAAGCAUGGCUAACGUUGCAUCGAUCCGUCCGGGCCCAGACAUAGUUGCACUUGAUACCGAUUCGGGCACUGGGACGACCUCCUCGUCCAGCACCACCACGACCUUUUCCGUCUCGCUAUACAUUGCAAAUAGGUCUGGGUCUGGAAGAAUGAAUUGUUUGUCAUGCUCGAAUAGCGACGCGAACUCUUAACCCUGUCGUGUAAAUUGCCCAAACACGACCCCAAUUGCCUGUCAUGCUAAAUAAAUGCGAUUAGCCAUGUAGAGUAGGCAAUAUCUACCAGCGCAAAAACUUGUGGUCAUGCUUCGCCGUCAGUUGAGGCAUAGUGUUCUCAUGAAUGUCCAACCCGCAUCACAAGUUUCCAGACCCAGACUUGCUUGCAUCGGAUACUCGCUGUUCAAGCCCGACUCUAUCCCGUGUUGCAAAAUCCCCGUUUUUUUUUGUACAGAGCGCGUUUUUGUAGUGAAGGCAAGCCACUUGCUGUGCUCGUAGAUGAAAGAAUUCACUUACUCGCAAUAUAUCAUUUUGGUGGAUGUGCAAAAUGUACACUUCUUGCGACGCUUUUGCACUGCGGUAUAGACCACAACGUCAUCAAACCACUGGUCAAAAUGAAAAUCGCAUCGAAUGGCGCUAACGAGGAAGCGGACUCCCCGGGCUCGGAGGCCGCUGAGGAAGAGGAAUCAAAUUUUUCGCCACCGUUAUGUACUGAGAAAAACCACCUCUCGUGGGUUCUACGUGUGGUGGUCAAGACCUAUUUACUUGAGAUUGAUUUGAAAUCAUGGUAUUACCGGAUCCGUCCUGCGGACGACCGACGAGCACAUGACAGAUAAGGAUCAUGCAUCUAUGCAUUUAUCGCUUGAUGAAAAUUCCAAAUUUUCUGCAAACGAAGUUGAGCAAGCUGUGGAUGAUGGGCUUUUCUCUGGCGUGGUUGCAUACGGCGAAGAAGCCGAGUCGUGAACGUGAUGAGCCGCUUUCUCGGGAAUUUCAACGACUAGGACCACCACCGCGUUUUCAUCCCAGUAAUUUUAGAUUCAAUGAUACGCAUAUAAUGAAGAAGAAUACCAAGACCGCUAAAAACGAUUUCCGCUAGCUUUGCAAAAUGAAAUGGGCUGCUGAAGCUAGAAUUCAAACGAAAAUGGCGAUUCUUGAUGUACAAUUAAUUUGCCAGUCGUGUCAUGUUGUGCUAGAUCAUUGAUACUGCUAGAUAUAGACUUUAUAUGAAAAACGUCGUGCUACUGUCUCCAUAUUUGUUUCCUUUUCGCACAACGAGCCGAAAGAUAUGGUAGAUUCACGAACCGCAGCUCAUGUUAAAGGUUUGCACAAAAAUUGAUGACUAAAAGCCGGAACGACCCUCGUAGGUAACGCUAGAGUACUUACAUGAUGGUGACAAAGAAGGAGCCAAAUAGAGUUUCCACAUAGUUUACCAUAGAUAUCCUGAACUAGUUGCGUGAACAAACUGGGACGACAGCAGAAGCUACGGCUAUCUUGUCAUAGAU
This is a messenger RNA of Amoebophrya sp. A120, 3397 nucleotides long. Lineage: Eukaryota; Dinophyceae; Syndiniales; Amoebophryaceae. The record is from the annotation of a GenBank genome assembly.